ACCCCCAAAACGUGCUCCUCAAUCCUCUCCCUCUUCCUAGUUAACAAACUUCACUUUCAUUUUCAACUUCAAUUCAGGUCCCUUUUUAAGUCCAACGUUAACAUUAAACAACCCCAUUUCACAAAGCACAUUACACACUACUCUAGAGCAUCUAGAAAUCCUAAUAUGACUAUUCUCUUCAAAGUUUUCCUUUGCUUGAUCCUAAUUUUCUGUUGUAGCUCCCUUGUCAAUUGCACUGAGUUUGAAGUUGGAGGCCACGAUGGUUGGAUUGUCCCAAAAUCAAAGGACGAUGAUCAAAUGUACAAUCAAUGGGCAUCUAAUAACAGAUUCAAAGUUAAUGACACUCUUCUGUUCAAGUACAAGAAAGACUCGGUUAUGGAGGUGAUCGAAGAAGAGUAUGAAAAAUGUAAAUCCUCUCAUCCCCUCUUUUUCUCCAACAAUGGUGACACUGUGUUCAAGUUUAACCAAGCAGGGUUGUUCUUCUUCAUUAGUGGAGUUAGUGGUCACUGUGACAGAGGGCAGAAGAUGAUCAUAAAAGUGUUGGAUAUAGAGGCAACACCUCCACCCCAAUCUGCCAACGACACUGCACAAAAACCACAUAAAAGUGGAGCUGCUGAAAUGACUCCUAUGAGAACAAUAACAACAUUGGCAAUUUUUGUUUUGUCAACUUUAUGCUUCAUUCUUGUGUGAGGUUUAUGAAAUUAUGAGUGUCCUAGGUGUUAUGUUGUUGGAGUUUUAAUUUUUAAGUAGUAGUUUAUUCGUUGUUUUUGCCAUG
Cajanus cajan (pigeon pea) is the source of this 775-nucleotide messenger RNA. Its product is annotated as early nodulin-like protein 6. Gene Ontology annotation, molecular function: electron transfer activity. Gene Ontology annotation, cellular component: plasma membrane. The record is from RefSeq and is a predicted model, not a curated record. Lineage: Eukaryota; Viridiplantae; Streptophyta; Magnoliopsida; Fabales; Fabaceae.